GUUAAAAUCCAGCGCGUCGAUUGGUCGAUUGGAGACACUGGGGUACGCCCACUGCUUCCUAUAUAUCACACAAUCGUUUCCCUUCUCGUGUUCCCUCACGAGACUACACGAGAAUGUCGGACGAAAAAGAAAAUAGUGUCGAUCGAAAUUGGACUUUUAACGUUAAAUUAGUUUACGAAUCAUUCCAGGAAUGCGCCGAGAAUUCCGAUGCCUUAAAAAUGGAGUGUUACCUGACUGCUUAUCGGGAAUUGUAUAGAUUCUUUCUUGCUCUUGGAUCUGUGUUCGGAUUUGUGGCAUCUGAUAUUAUUAGCAAGAUAACAAUCUUAGAAAAUUUCUUAAAAUCCGACGUCGGUAAUAACUAUGCAACCAUUCAGUCAAUGAUAAAUUACGAAAAAGAAUUGGACUUAUUAAAUAAAGAUAAUAUAGUCUCUGGAUCACGCACAUUAUUGAGGCUUCACAGAGCAUUGAAAUUUAUUAGUGCUUUAAUGAGAAAACUUUCGUGUGCUCAACCCCACGAUAAAAUGGCGCCAAUUGCUCAAGAAUGCUACAAACAAACAUUAUCUAAAUUUCAUCCUUGGUUGAUAAGAAAUACUGCUCAUUUAGCAAUGUAUUCACUUUCUACAUGUCAAAAUCUUAUCGAAAAGGCCUGUGGUAACGAAGCAGAAAAUGUUGCAGAAGAAAUGGGAAAACUCGCAGAUGCAGCAGACUUAUGCUAUGAUGUAACUCAAAGUUAUUAUGAAGAACACAAUUUACUAGAUCUUCCAUAAUUCAAAUGCAUUCCAACUUUGCAUUGCUUAUAAUUUAUUAAAACAAUUUUAUUAUUUAAUAUUGUUUUAAAAAUCAUUUGAAUUGCUACAAUAAUAAUAAAUUUAAAUAAUAUAUUA
Molecule: messenger RNA, 884 nt
Organism: Centruroides sculpturatus (bark scorpion)
Lineage: Eukaryota; Metazoa; Arthropoda; Arachnida; Scorpiones; Buthidae
Product: ceramide-1-phosphate transfer protein-like
Exons: 2
Coding region: 114-767 (217 amino acids)
Biological process (GO): ceramide transport; intermembrane lipid transfer
Cellular component (GO): cytosol; cytoplasm; membrane
Molecular function (GO): ceramide 1-phosphate binding; ceramide 1-phosphate transfer activity
Source: RefSeq, a predicted model, not a curated record